Camelina sativa (false flax) is the source of this 2484-nucleotide messenger RNA. NCBI's taxonomy places the organism in Eukaryota, Viridiplantae, Streptophyta, Magnoliopsida, Brassicales, Brassicaceae. The record is from RefSeq and is a predicted model, not a curated record.
AUGUGGAACAAUCCUUCAAGAGCAUGGAUGUACAAUCGGAUCGAUCCGUUCACUAAUCAUAUCUCAUCGGAUUAUUCGGCGGGAGUUGAAGAGUUCAUUGAUUUUGCCUGUAGCCAUGCACAGAAUAGCAGAGGUAGGUUUUACUGCCCUUGUGUAGUAUGUCACAAUUCGAAGUCUUUGAAAGCUGCCUCUGUUUCGAAUCAUUUGCUAAGUAGGGGGUUUAUGCCUAACUAUUAUGUAUGGUAUGAACAUGGUGAAGAUUAUGAUGUUGUUGGGGAGGGAACUAGUAGUCAUUAUGCUAAUAAUACAGAUUAUGCUAGUGCUAGUGAACCAAUAGGAUUUGAUGGGGAGAAUAUAUAUGCUGGGAUGGUGAAUGAUGCAUUUCAUGGUUCUGUACCAUAUAACGAGUAUCAUGAACAUGAAAGUGGAAAUGAUCAUGUUCAUGAACAACCCACCCAAGAAGCAAAACGGUUUUAUGAUAUGCUAGCUGCUGCAAACACGCCACUGUAUGAUGGAUGUCGGGAAGGGCAGUCGCAGUUAUCGUUGGCAGCUCGGUUCAUGAACAAUAAGGUCGACUACAAUUUGUCUGAAAAUUGUAUGGAUUCAUGGACAGGACUGUUUACGGAGUAUUUACCAGAGGGUAAUCAGGCAACCGGUUCAUACUAUGAGACGGAGACUUUGAUGCGAAAGCUAGGAUUACCGUGUCGUACAUAUGAUGUAUGUAUAGAUAACUGUAUGCUCUUUUGGAAAGAUGAUGAGAAGUUGGAGCAUUGCAAGUUCUGCGGCAAACCAAGGUAUAAGGCUAGUGAAGGAAGAACAAGAAUACCGUUCAGUAAGAUGUGGUAUUUACCGAUUGCGGAAAGACUGAAGAGAAUGUACCAAUCUGAGAAGACUGCAGCUUUUAUGAGAUGGCACGCUGAGCACAGCUCUAAGGAGGGAUUAAUGUGUCAUCCUUCAGAUGCGGCUGAGUGGAAGAAUUUUCAGCAAUUGCAUCCCUCAUUUGCAGCAGAACCGCGCAAUGUUUAUCUUGGAUUAUGUACAGAUGGUUUCAAUCCUUUUGGGAUGUCGAAACACCAUUCAUUAUGGCCAGUGAUAUUGACUCCAUACAACUUGCCUCCUGGGAUGUGCAUGAACACAGAGUAUUUGUUUCUGACGAUUUUGAAUUCAGGACCGAAUCAUCCACGAGCUAGUCUUGACGUUUUUCUCCAACCAUUGGUCGAUGAGUUAACAGAGUUAUGGUAUAAUGGAGUGGAGGCAUAUGAUGUGUCCUUAGAUCAAAAUUUCAACCUUAAAGCUGUCCUUUUGUGGACUAUCAGCGAUUUCCCAGCAUAUGGCAUGUUGUCAGGAUGGACAACACACGGAAGAUUAGCUUGCCCAAUUUGUAUGGACGAUACAAAUGCAUUUCAAUUGCCAGCUGGUAGGAAGACAUGUUGGUUUGAUUGCCACAGGAGAUUUCUUCCUGCUAAUCAUCCAAUGCGAAAGGAUAAAAAACACUUUCUCAAAGGCAAACACGCAGUGAACGACUAUCCACCGCAAUAUUUGACGGGUGAACAGGUCUUACAUGAGCGUAUAAGAAAUGCCGAGCCGCCAAAGACUUCUGACUGCGGAGGAAAUGGGCAUGAAAAUAAAGUGGAUGGUUAUGGAAGUUGGCAUAAUUGGCACAAAGAAAGCAUCUUGUGGAAGCUCCCGUAUUGGACCGAUCUUAACUUACGACACAAUCUUGAUGUGAUGCAUAUUGAGAAAAAUAUUCUCGAUAAUCUCAUGUACACUGUUAUGAAUGUGAAAGACAGAUCAAAAGACAAUGUGAGGUCCCGAUUGGAUGUUGCAAGAUUUUGUGAUCGAAGUCAAUUGCAUGUUGAUGCUGGUGGGAGAGCUCCUUUUCCUAUUUGGAGAUUGAGUGCGAAAGGGAAAAAAAGCCUACUUCAAUGGGUCAAAGAAGAUGUUAAAUUUCCAGAUGGGUAUGUAGCUGAUUUAGCUAGUUGUGCAGACAUCAAGGAUGGAAAGUUUUCAGGAAUGAAAAGCCAUGAUUGCCAUGUCUUUAUGGAACGAUUGCUUCCAUUUGUGUUUGCAGAGUUGUUACCACGUGACGUCUAUCUUGCAAUAUCAGGGAUUGGAUCAUUUUUCCGUGACUUAUGCAGUCGAUCAUUGGAGAUAAGUCAUGUCCAAGUCCUGAAAGCAAAUAUUGUGAUGAUUUUGUGCAAUUUGGAGAAAAUAUUCCCACCUUCGUUCUUUGAUGUCAUGGAGCACCUUCCUGUACAUCUACCAUACGAAGCCGAACUUGGUGGUCCAGUCCAGUAUAGGUGGAUGUAUCCCUUCGAAAGGUUUUUCAAACGCUUGAAAGGGAAGGCGAAGAACAAAAGAUAUCCAGCGGGAUCAAUCGUUCAAUCAUAUAUUAAUGAUGAGAUAUCAUACUUCUCAGAACACUACUUUGCUUCAACCAUUUCUACAGCUAGUAGAAGGAGGUAUUUCAUACUUACAUUAUAA